ACUACAAAGCUCAGCAUGAUGAUGAGCUGACAAUCACUGUAGGUGACAUCAUCACCAACAUCAGAAAAGAAGAUGGAGGUUGGUGGGAAGGACAGCUCAAAGGCAGAAGAGGUUUGUUCCCUGACAACUUUGUAAGAGAAAUAAAAAAAGAAGUGAAGAAAGAAAGUUUUGCCAGCAAAGCACCAGAAUUAUCUAUGCAUGAAGUUUCUAAUGGAAAUUCUUUACUAUUGUCUGAGACAAUUAUUAGAACCUCCAAAAAAAGGUGAACGAAAUAGACGGCGACGAUGUCAGGUGGCUUUCAGUUAUAUGCCUCAAAAUGAAGAUGAACUGGAGUUGAAAGUUGGAGAUAUCAUUGAGGUAGUGGGAGAAGUAGAAGAAGGUUGGUGGGAAGGAGUGCUAAAUGGGAAGACUGGCAUGUUCCCUUCUAAUUUCAUAAAGGAGCUUUCUGAUUCUGAUGAUACUAGAAUUGUCCAUGAAGAGCACCUGAUAAAACCGAGAAAGUCUGCCUUUGAAGGGUCAAUUCUGUAUAAAGUGGGACCGACAAAGAUUGACAGCUGCAGACGCUAUAACAGUUUAAGGGAUACUACAGGAUCAGAAAGUGAUGGUGGUGACUCAAGUAGCACAAAAUCAGAAGGAGCCAAUGAAGCAGCAACAAUCCAACCCAAGAAAAUCAAGGGGAUUGGAUUUGGCGACAUUUUCAAGGACAAACCCAUAAAGCUACGUCCAAGGUCAAUAGAAGUAGAUAAUGAUUUUCUGCCAGUUGAAAAGACAGUUGGAAAAAGAAUGCCCACAGCUACAACAGUCCAGGAGGCAAGAAAAAUUGAAUUGGAUAGCAGAACAAAGAUGAAGGAGCAUUGCAAAGUUAUAUUUCCUUAUGAAGCACAGAAUGAAGAUGAAUUAACAAUCAAAGAAGGUGAUAUUGUUACUCUCGUCAAUAAGGAUUGCAUUGAUGCUGGCUGGUGGGAAGGAGAACUUAAUGGUAAAAAAGGAGUAUUCCCUGAUAACUUUGUAAAACUAUUACUUCCUGAUUUUGAAAAAGAGAGACCUAAAAAGCCUCCACCUCCUUCAGCUCCUUUCAAACAAGGAUCAGCUACUACAGAUAGAAAGCAUGAAAUUAAAAAGAUUCCUCCUGAGAGGCCAGAAUGCCUUCCUCAUCGAACAGAAGAAAAAGAAAGACCAGAGAGAGAGCAAAAAGCGUUAGAUUUACAGAAGCCUUCUGUUCCUGCUAUACCACCCAAGAAACCUCGACCACCAAAAACAAACUCUUUGAACAGACCUGGUACAUUGCCACCAAGAAGACCAGAAAGACCAGUUGUGCCUCUGAUUCAAACAAGGAAUGAAAUUCCAAAAGUAGAUUUGGUGAGCUGUUCUUUGUCCAGUACCUUAGAAAAGGAAUCCACUGAAAGAAGCAAUGAUAUUGAUUUGGAAGGGUUUGAUUCCAUAGUACCAGUUGCAGAGAAGCUCAGCCAUCCAACUACUACAAGACCAAAAGCUACUGGCAGAAGACCUCCAUCACAGUCAUUCACAUCUUCUUCACUUUCUAGUCCUGACUUUUUUGAUUCACCAAGUCCUGAAGAUGAGAAAGAAGAACAAGUUUCCCUAUCACAUAAAGUAGUUGAGCCAUUAAAGAAAGCAAAGACAGUUACAAUUUCACUUGUGUCUGAUAACAAAGUCUCUUUGCCUACAAAGCCAGGAAGUUUAACAAGUGGAAGUGUUUUAUCUUCAUCCUUAUCUUCUUCAUCUAUACUUCAUCCAACUUCAGUAGGAAUCACAAGUCACAGAUCCAAUUCCCCUUCUUUGUUCAGUACUGAAGGAAAGCUAAAGACUGAUCAUUCAAGCCAAAGUGAAACAGCUUUGGAAGAAUUAAGGUUACAAGUUAAAGAGCUACGCACUAUCAUUGAAACAAUGAAAGACCAGCAGAAGAAAGAAAUUAAGCAAUUGUUGUCUGAAUUAGAUGAAGAAAAAAAGAUUCGGCUACGGUUACAGAUGGAAAUCAAUGAUAUAAAGAAAGUUCUUCAAUCAAAGUGAAUUCUGGAUGGAUGUAUUAAGUCAUAAUGACAGAGACUUAUGCCUCAAACAAAAUAACUUUGUGCCAAAUGAUUAAAAGAUCUGCCUACAUUUCUUUGUUUGGACAACAAGCACAAGAAUUGAAUAGCACAACACAAAUUCCAGUGAAGAACAUAAAUUUCUAUGUGAUACACUUUCUUGAAAUGGGACUGGUUGUGACUGAAUUUUUUCAUAUUGUGCUAAAAUCUUCUCUGCUUCACGUUCAUAGGCAAAUUGAAAACUCAGGCAGUUUAGUUCAUAGUGGUACUAUUUUAAUGAUAUUUUCCAUAAGUAAAUUGUUUAUCAGUUUAUAGGUUUCAUGAGUUUGACUUUUUAAAUUGUCUUUUGUCACAGAUUCUUAAAAUGUUUGUAUUGCAUAUCCAGAAAUGAAUGUGGAUAUUGGGUGAGGGGGUUUGUUUCUCUUAAAGCGGCUUAAUGUGUGUUAUUUUAAAUACAAUUAUUUAUGCAAUCUUAUGUCCAAAAAUUAACGACAAGAUGAAUCUUAAGUUUGUGUACAAAGAAUAUAUUUAAAAAGAAAAAUCUGGUCUUUGCAAUGAUUUGUGCCUUCUUUUGCCAAACAUGGAUUGGAACUAGUUGUAGGCCAGAUUUUAGAAAUGUAGCUAUCACAAUGAGGCCUGUCUAUCCACUAGAGGUCAGUCUUUCAGCAUUUUAACUGCUUGCUCAUCAAAAUCUUCCAUUUUGAUCUGAUUUGAUUCAACUUAAUGAUGUAAUAAUCACACUGAGUUUGAGGCAGCUUUAUUUUAACUAGUAUUGCAUAUUAUGAUUAUUCUGAAAAUUCACUUUGCUUACUGUCACCUCAAAUGUUAAACACCCACUUUUAUCUCCAAUUUUGCACAUCUUGGGUAAGCAGAAUAUGCAUCAUCUAAGACCAAACAAGGAUAAAAUAAAAAUUAACGAGAAAAUUAUAUUAUUAUAUGCAGAGAACUAUUAACUUCAUUUAAACAAUUGUAAGCCUGCAAAUUUGGGGCAAAUGGUUUCUAUACUGGCAUCUUACCAAAUGACUUAGGUCAAAGCAGUGUUUACAUCUCUAAACAGAUAGUGAAGAUUUCAGCUUUUAAAAGCUAAGGAAUGUAUAUGUGUUUGCAUAAUAUAUGUGCAAUCUCUGAAAAGUGCUUGUA
Molecule: messenger RNA, 3185 nt
Organism: Ahaetulla prasina
Lineage: Eukaryota; Metazoa; Chordata; Lepidosauria; Squamata; Colubridae
Gene: SH3KBP1
Product: SH3 domain containing kinase binding protein 1
Exons: 18
Coding region: 199-2028 (609 amino acids)
Molecular function (GO): protein binding
Source: RefSeq, a predicted model, not a curated record